This is a messenger RNA of Carassius auratus (goldfish), 2438 nucleotides long. RefSeq names its product serine/threonine-protein kinase/endoribonuclease IRE1-like. Gene Ontology annotation, biological process: IRE1-mediated unfolded protein response; protein phosphorylation; intrinsic apoptotic signaling pathway in response to endoplasmic reticulum stress. Gene Ontology annotation, molecular function: RNA endonuclease activity; protein serine/threonine kinase activity; ATP binding. Lineage: Eukaryota; Metazoa; Chordata; Actinopteri; Cypriniformes; Cyprinidae. The transcript is spliced from 7 exons. The coding region runs from base 112 to 1686 and encodes 524 amino acids. The record is from RefSeq and is a predicted model, not a curated record. Gene Ontology annotation, cellular component: IRE1-TRAF2-ASK1 complex.
ACGGAAGGGCGUGUACACUAGUUUCAUUUUUCACCCAAAUCUGAAGACCGUGGGGAGUUGUAAUGCCAUAACUGCACAAAUAACUUUUGCACACUGUAUCCCAUCCCAGAGAUGAUUCUUAACACUGCAGAGAUAGAGAUGGAUGAAGUCAUGAAAAAAAAACUGCAAAAGCUGGAUGAAUCCCUGAAAAAUCCAGCAGGUUCAAGUGCAGUGGAUAGUUUAUGUGAGGAGACUGCAGCUCUAUCAACAAGCAGCAAGAAGAAAAGGAAGAAGAAAAAUAAUCAACAAGAGUUGGGACCACAAGAAGGUGAGCAGCAAGAUAAAGAGGAACCACAUCCAGACACUGUAGUGACAUCCAUUGAGGAAACAAAUGCAGCUGUGCAGCUGUUAACAAAGCCAACUUUGAACCCAAAUAUCCCAAGAAGGUGGCAUCAAAUCAGCCGUCGUUGGAGGUCCAUGCUUGAGAAGUUAGCUAACAUUGAUGCUAGCAGAACAAAUAGACUGCCAGGUCUUACUCUUGUUAUUGAUCCUGAAUUUCAGAUUGCUAAUGGAAGUGAUGGAACAGAAGUUUUUCUUGGUUUGAGGGAUGACGGCACUGAGGUGGCUGUGAAACAAAUGAAAAAGUCUAACUACCAUGUCCUCAAAAAUGAGGAGCAAUUUCUACGGCUUCCAGAACUUGAUGAUCCCUCUAUUGUGAGAUAUGUGGACUUCGCAGAGGAUGCACAUUUUGGAUACCUUGUUCUUCAGCUUUGUGAGUACACACUGGAGGAAUAUAUUCGAGAUCAUUUACCAGAUGACAGCGCUGAGAGAUCUUUGAUUCUGAAGAAGCUAGUGAAGGAAGUUCUCUGCAGCUUACAGGUUUUACACAAUAGGAAGGCCAAUAUACUCCAUCGAGACAUCAAACCCCAGAAUGUCCUGAUUGACAUAAAUGGAAAAGCCAGAUUGGCUGAUUUUGGCAUAAGUCGUCGACUUAAACAGGGUGAAACCACUUUACGAACAAGCAUUGCUGGAACUAGAUGCUGGAAGGCAAAGGAGACCAUACAAGAGAAUUUCAACACUAGAUACAAGAGGAGCUCCGACAUUCAGGUUGCUGGGAUGUUAGUCUACUUCAUUCUCUCUAGAGGACAACAUCCAUUUGGUGAACAACCAUAUUGUGAAGUCAACAUUCUGGAAGGAAGAUACUCUCUGGAUCCUCUGGAUGAUGAUGUAGCGAAGGAUCUCGUUGAGUGGAUGAUCAAUGAAGAUCCAAAGAACAGACCAACUGUGGAGCAAACCCUUGCACACCCCUUCUUCUGGACUGAUGACAGGAGAGUGCGGUAUCUGAGAAUAUUGGGAGGCGAGAAAGAGGCUGAACACUGCAAUACUGCAAAUAAGGAGCUGCUUAAUGCCAUUGCAAAAAACAUCAAGGGGAAAAGCUUUUCUGAAUGGAAAACUAAAGUAAAUCUGCAGUUCCAAUCUGAUCUUGUCCAGCAAAUGGAAAAAGAAAGGCAUCGAUCCUAUCCUGAGAACACACUGGGCCUGCUGCGUUUUAUACGCAACCUACACGAGCAUAAUAAAGUUGAUGCUCUGAAAAUCAACCUGAUGGUUGUAUUCCCUGAUCUCUUUUGGAGUGUGUACUUGUUUGCCAGAGAGAGAGGAUGGAACUCCAGAGAAACUGUCAUUGAGGAAAUGAAGCAGACAUCAUAAAUAAAAAAUCUAACAUAAAAAUUUUAAUUUGCAGUCACCAAUAAUGACACGCUUUUAUACCAUUUUUAGAUUUUGAUUUAAUGCUUCAACAAAACAGAAAGUGAUUUUGGUGAAAUUUGGUGUUUCAGGGAUUCUAAUUAGUUGCAUAAAUGUUUGUUUAGGUUUAAAAUUUGUUUUCCAAUCUUUUAGUAUUCUCUGUAACUUUUAAGCAACCUGUGUGUUGCUUCAUUGAAAAAAAUGCUGCUGCGGUUAGUCAUAUAAAUAUCGGACUAAAUUAAAGUUUACUAAACAUAAUUUUAAGUCAAGCAUGAACGCUUCAUUUAAAAAAAAAAAAUAAGGCAUUUUAAGUCAUGAAAACUAAUUGCAGCAGUAUUAUUUUAGUGCUCAAGAGAGCAACCAUAUAUUUGUGUUGUGUUGUUUUAUUUUUUCCUUUAUUUUAUUUCAAACAUUCAUUCGAUCAUGUUCAUUUAUCAUUUAAUUAAUCCAUUUAAUCAUUUAUAAUAAUCAUUUAAACUCAUUCAAUUAAUUGAUUCAUUGAACAUUCAUUUUACAUUAUUAUUUGGCCAUCAUUACAUUAUCAUGUUGUUAACUGUUGUCUUUUCAAGCGAAGAUGAUGUCUUUUCAAUGUUUUUAAUGUUGUGAAACAGUAAAUUGCCAUUGUGGUAUGAUAACAAUUGUUGGAUUUGUGCUGUUCACAUGAUGAAUGAGCAUUAAAAUAGACACAACUAGGAUUAUUAAAUAAAUUUGUUAAU